Messenger RNA from Aspergillus tanneri, 804 nucleotides. RefSeq names its product histidine phosphatase family protein. The record is from RefSeq and is a predicted model, not a curated record. Gene Ontology annotation, cellular component: cytoplasm. Gene Ontology annotation, molecular function: phosphatase activity. The transcript has 4 exons. Bases 1 to 804 code for a protein of 267 amino acids. Lineage: Eukaryota; Fungi; Ascomycota; Eurotiomycetes; Eurotiales; Aspergillaceae.
AUGGCACCUGUUAUCCAUUGCGUCCGUCAUGCUCAGGGAGCCCAUAAUAUAUCUCUUGAGCACAGCAAUAUCACCGAUCCCGCUCUCACCGAAAAAGGAUAUCAACAAUGCCAACAAUUCCAAAAGAAAUUCACUGAUCACUCGCGGAUUGAUCUCCUGCUAGCCUCUCCUCUUCGACGAGCCAUUUAUACUGCCCUGGAGGGCUUCGAGCCUGUGUUCAACACAUCCCCUGAUCGACGUUUGCUCUUGCUACCUGAUCUACAAGAGUACUCUGAUUUUCUCUGUGAUGUGGGUGUUGCACGCUCGGUCCUUGAACGAGAAAUACAGGAAAAAGAGUUGCCCGUGGAUGCGAGUUUGGUUUCUGAUGAUUGGUAUCUCAAGUCAGGGAGAUACGCCCCGACCCUCGAAGCCAUCAGUCUUCGUGCUCGGGACGUGAGAUGCUGGCUAAAGGCCAGGCCGGAACGAGAGAUUGUUGUCGUCACCCACGGGGGUUUUCUGCAUUUCCUGACGGAAGAUUGGGAGGAUAGUUGUAUAGGUCUCGGUACCGGGUGGAUGAACAUGGAAUAUAGAACGUAUGAGUUCACAGAUAGUGACUAUAACGAUCUGGGUGAGGUGGACUUCCAUGGACAUAAUGCGACUCUUGUUGAAACUGCAGAGUCUCGUCUCCGUCGUGGUAAGACCGCACAACCUCCCACGCGACGGGAACAGCAACGGCUCUUCCUAUCGGGUCUUGAAGGCUGGAGAGCACAAGGGCUGUGUCUAAGUGUGGCGGAACAGCAGGCCCAAAGACCGAGCCCGACAUGA